This is a messenger RNA of Trichomonas vaginalis G3, 564 nucleotides long. Its product is annotated as KilA, N-terminal/APSES-type HTH, DNA-binding family. The record is from RefSeq and is a predicted model, not a curated record. NCBI's taxonomy places the organism in Eukaryota, Parabasalia, Trichomonadida, Trichomonadidae. The annotation marks the transcript as partial. The transcript has a single exon.
AUGUCAACAUCAGAGAACACAACAAUUGCUAUCGUUCAUGAAGCCAUAAAUGAAGAAUACGAAUACAUACAGUAUAACAAACAAUUGAGACUCAUUCGUUCGGUCAAAGACGAUAUGUACCAGAUGCAAAGUAUAAUGAACGCUCUUCGUUCUACAAAGCAAGCAUAUCAUUGGUUUGAAAACCAACAGACAAAAGAACUUUUAGAAGAGUUUCCUCAUAUGAUUGCUUCCCUCGGAAAACUGAGAGAAGAGAUUCCGUAUGAAAAUCGCAAGAAUUUGGCUCCUGGUUUGAAAGGUUAUUAUGUUCAUAGACUUUUAGUAAAUGCUGUAGCAAUGUGGGCUUCACCUCGUUAUGCUUGUUAUAUUUUCAUGAUGUUAGAUGAACUAUAUAAAGCAGAACGUGGAGAGGUGGAAAAGAAACUUCAAGCAAAAGAUGAAGUCAUUGAAUCCAAAGACAAAAGCAUACAGAAAAGAAUACCGCGUUCGGUACCAAAAGGAAAGGAAAAGAGUUAUAAGUAUAUGAUAUAUACUGAAGAGUUGGAGAAAGAAGAAGAUAAAGAUAUG